Messenger RNA from Heterostelium album PN500, 555 nucleotides. RefSeq lists its product as uncharacterized. Bases 1 to 555 code for a protein of 184 amino acids. The transcript has 2 exons. The record is from RefSeq and is a predicted model, not a curated record. Lineage: Eukaryota; Evosea; Eumycetozoa; Acytosteliales; Acytosteliaceae.
AUGAUCUCUUCUGGAUGUUGUGGAUGUGGAAACCAUUCCUGUGAUGGAUGUUGUUCAUAUUCGAUCAAGCAAUUGACUCUUAAGUUGGAGAAUGUCACUAACCAAUUGGACAACCUUACCAAGGAAGUUGCUGAAAUUCGUGCUAGCAAGGUUACCACUCAAGUUGUUCCAGUUCCAAAGCAUUCACACUCGAUCAGUAGUUUGGAUUUUACUGCAAUCCCAGGUUCCCAAACCAGCGUAACUGUUACACGUCCAUCAAAGUUGGUUGCCUUUGUUAGUUACCACUCAAAGGCCAAACCAAAUACCAGUGUUGAUAUUACUUCUGCUCUCAACGGUACCGUCAUGACUCUUGGUGGAUAUACUGAUUACCCAUGGCCACUUGGUGCCAGCCUCAAUAUCAACGACUUUGUCAAUGGUGCUUCCAUUACUGAACAAGUUGUUCAACCAGGUGUCUACAACUAUGACAUCAGAGCAAGAAUCAGACCUGCCAAUGCCGGUGAUAGUACCUCCCUUGCCAAUGGUUUCGCUGCCUUACUAGUUUUAAUUCCAUUGUAA